AUGGGGAACUCAUAUAGCGGCGGUGGCUCGGCGUCGGCGUCAGCGUCGGCGGCACUGGAAGUGCCGCUGCACCUGUGCUUCUUCCUGCUGGUGCUGCUCCUCUUCCUGGGCUUCUCGUGGUACACGAGCUACGAGUCGGCCGCGGAGUCGUUCGCGUACCAGGCUCGCAUCGUGCUCAUGGCGUCGCCGUUCGCGCUGCUGCUGGCCGUGCGGCUGCUGUCCAGCGUCUCCGGCGAGGGCGUGGGGGUGGGGCGGAGCGUGGGCGACCUGCUGGCGGUGCCGAUGCCCGAGCGGGACUCCAUCCACCGCGCCGGCGGGUCGCCGUGGGGCGUCGGGCUCGGGCUCCUGCUCCUGCUGCUCCUCGUCAUGGUCUCCUACCAGUCCAACUUCCGGGAGAAGUGGUUCCCGCUCGUAAGCAGGUGA
Molecule: messenger RNA, 423 nt
Organism: Miscanthus lutarioriparius
Lineage: Eukaryota; Viridiplantae; Streptophyta; Magnoliopsida; Poales; Poaceae
Source: the annotation of a GenBank genome assembly